Messenger RNA from Corythoichthys intestinalis (scribbled pipefish), 2713 nucleotides. Its product is annotated as sodium-dependent phosphate transport protein 2B-like. The record is from RefSeq and is a predicted model, not a curated record. The transcript is spliced from 13 exons. Gene Ontology annotation, cellular component: vesicle; apical plasma membrane; brush border. Gene Ontology annotation, molecular function: sodium:phosphate symporter activity. Gene Ontology annotation, biological process: intracellular phosphate ion homeostasis; sodium-dependent phosphate transport. The coding region runs from base 578 to 2482 and encodes 634 amino acids. NCBI's taxonomy places the organism in Eukaryota, Metazoa, Chordata, Actinopteri, Syngnathiformes, Syngnathidae.
CAGGUCACACAAUGUGAAGCUUAAAGGGUUUGGGGGACAAUUGGCCCAACCCCAAUUCUUUACCCUCCACUUAACUAGACACAAGGGUAUUGCGAUAACUAGCUAGUAACCUUUGCUAUGUGUGGAAGUCAUUUAAAGUUGUGAAUCAAUCGUUAAAGUUGUUAAAAUUUCUCCCGUUAUUGCAUUAGUUCCCUUCUGUCUACUUUAAACAUGUGUAAGUUUUAAAACUGUUUCAUCAUUUAAAGAUAGAUUUAAGUUAAGAUUUUGCCGAUUUAGGAGCAUUUUACAUUUAAAAAAAUUACUUAGGUUCGCUAGGAAGGAUCUCUACAUCAGGGCCUUCCUGAUAGGUCUACUGCUUUAAGAUGGCGGCUGUUUACAAACGCAUGUAGUCCUUAAAACAUGUUGGCAAUGCAGCAGUGUCUGUCAUUUGCAUCUAGUUCUAUAAUAUGAUAUCUACCGUGUCAUGUGGGCGUAGUUUGUCGGCUAUGGCUGCAGUCAGGUAUUAUUGGAGCCAUCUAGCAUCGCGGUUGCAACGGCGUUUUCCCCACUCCUGCUCUGCUCUCGUCCCCAUCCAACCAUGGGUCCCAGACCUCAAGUGGGGACUGAAUCUUCCCCCGAUUUCGACAAUGACAAUAAGAAAGAAGGUAUGUUAGCAUCCUACUCCACCGUGGACCUGGUGAAGGACGACCCGAUCGAGGACGACCCGUGGGACCUCCCAGAGCUUAAGGACGUGGGUGUCAAGUGGUCAGAUCUGGACACUAAAGGGAAGAUAAUACGAGUGGUGACCGCCAUCAUCAAGUUGGCGUUACUGCUCGGUCUUCUUUACUUAUUCAUCUGCUCCCUGGAUGUUCUCAGCUCGGCUUUCCAGCUAGUCGGAGGCAAAGCCGCUGGAGAUAUCUUCAAGGAGAACGUGAUCCUGUCCAACCCGGUGGCCGGCCUGGUGAUCGGCGUGCUGGUGACGGUGUUGGUGCAAAGCUCCAGCACGUCGUCGUCCAUCGUGGUCAGCAUGGUAUCUUCUGGAUUACUGGAGGUCAAGUCCGCCGUGCCCAUCAUAAUGGGUGCCAACAUUGGAACUUCGGUCACCAACACCAUCGUGGCCAUGAUGCAGGCAGGCAACCGAAACGAGUUUCGCAGGGCCUUCGCCGGCGCCACCGUGCACGACUUUUUCAACUGGCUGUCCGUGCUGGUUCUGCUGCCCCUGGAGGUAGCCACGGGGGUCCUGGAAAAGCUCACCCACCUCAUCAUCAAAUCUUUUCACAUCGAGUCGGGAGAGGACGCGCCAGACUUGCUCAAGAUCAUCACCACGCCGCUCACGGACUCCAUUAUUAAGCUGGAUAAAUCCGUCAUUACGGCAAUCGCCACUGGGGAUCCGUCUGCUAGAAACAGGAGUCUGAUCAAAAUCUGGUGCAAGACGGAGACCAACAUUACAUUCUGGAAUAGCACAGUAGAUGUCUGCCCGGCUGGUGUCCUAUGCUGGGAGGAAGGGAACGAAACGAUGGCCAUGUUGAACAAGACCUGGACAGAGAACAUAGAGAAAUGCUCGCAUAUUUUUGUCGACGCCAACCUGCCCGACCUGGCGGUGGGCCUGAUUCUUCUGGGUAUGUCGCUCUUGGUCCUGUGCACGUGCCUUAUCCUCAUUGUCAAGCUGCUCAACUCCAUGCUCAAGGGCCAGGUGGCGCUAGUCAUCAAGAAGGUGCUCAACACAGACUUUCCCUUCCCAUUUGGCUGGGUCACCGGGUACAUCGCGAUCAUGGUCGGAGCCGGGAUGACGUUCAUCGUUCAGAGCAGCUCCGUCUUCACUUCCGCCAUAACGCCUCUCGUCGGUAUCGGUGUCAUCAGCCUCGAGCGCGCCUAUCCUUUAACUCUCGGGUCGAAUAUCGGAACGACCACCACGGCCAUUCUCGCUGCUAUGGCGAGCCCAGGGGGAACGUUAGCCAACUCCCUGCAGAUUGCGCUCUGCCAUUUCUUCUUCAACAUCAUGGGCAUCAUGUUGUGGUAUCCAAUCCCGUUCACGCGGUUACCCAUCAGGCUAGCCAGAGGGUUGGGCAACCGCACGGCGCAGUACCGCUGGUUCGCCGGCCUCUAUCUCAUCCUCUGCUUCCUGAUUUUACCCCUCACCAUUUUCGGCCUGUCGCUGGCCGGCUGGCAAGUCCUGGUGGGCAUCGGAGUCCCCGUCCUGGUGCUCAUCAUCUUCGUGGUCUUGGUCAACAUCUUGCAGUCGCACUGCCCUCGCUUCUUGCCCAGCGUACUGCGUACGUGGGAUUUCCUGCCGAGGCCGAUGCGGUCCCUGGAGCCCUGGGACCGGGUUGUGACGUCCUGUCUGGGCUGCUGCAACCGUUACUGCUGCUGUAUCUGCAAUUGCUGCAACUGCUGCCAGAAGGAUGAAACAGAAACUGUGCGCAAGAAGAGCCUGGAGCUCCACGACAACCCGGUUUUGAACAUGGACGACGACCCCAAGGUCAUCCAAGGAACUCAUCUUUAAUAACAUCGCCUGUAAAAUUAUUAAAAUCAUGGACAGUUAUCUUUUAAAAAACUGAUGAUUCCUUUUCCUGGACUACUUACUCCAUGCGGUAAUCUCAGUGAUGGGCUGCUAUAAAUGGUCUUUAACACUGGACUAAGAGAAUAUUUGUCUGUGAAAACUGUAUGUAUGACGAAUUAUUCCAACUCUGUAGCAUUUACUUCUCGGAUAGCCUUGAAUAUUUAAGACAUGAUA